AUGUCCACCGCCACGUUUUUCACCGACAACGUGCCCGACGAGCUGUGGCUCGAAAUCGCCGCCCAUCUUCCGUGUGCACACCUCCAAACACUUCACCAGCUAGACAAGCGGUUGAGCCGGCUCACUCGCCCCUUGCUCUUCGCCGAGCUCACCUUUUCGCGGAUGUUUUGCGCGUCGCCGACGCCGCCGAUCCUGCCUGCGCGCCCGGCGUUCGAGAGCGGGCAGCAGCGGCUGGGCUUCUGGCUCUCCGAUCAUAUCGCGCCGCUGGUCCAAUCGUGCGAGCUGGCCUUCAGUGUGCUGAGCCCGGAGGAGCUUGCGACGCAGAUGCCGAUCGGUGCGGACUUUGUGCUCCCCACGGCAACCGAACUCCGUAUCCUCUCCCUCCGACUCGUCGAAAGCCUUUCGCACUUUACCCGACUGCGGCGGCUGACGGUUGACGAUGAAACUCUAUCGAUGGCCGCGAUUAUUGGCAUACAUGGGUUGCCACUGCUGGAGCGCUUGGACCUUACGGGCUGCCGUAUUGAAGACGACGCAACUGAUCUAUCCCUGGCUGUGACACACGCGCCGCGUUCCGUCGUGCAGUUGUCCGCGUUCCAGUCCGUUGCCCCAGAGAAAGAGCGGUUCUGGAGCGCGUUUUUUAACGCCGAUAGCCUGCGUGCUGUCACUCUGAACAUCCAACUUGCUUUCUGGCUCCAGGAUUCGCAAAUGGCACCAGUAUCCCGGCGCACGACUAAACUCACAUUGCUCUAUCUUGCGACCGCCCCCGCUGCAUCGCUGCCCCACGUUCUCGCGAAAUCGUUCCCCGCCCUGCAAGACCUCGGCCUCUUCCCUGCAUCCCCCUUGCCUGAAAACGAACUCGACCAGUGGACACGGAAUCCCCAUGAAUCCUUGUGUCCCAUUCUACGCACUGCGCUCCUUCCAAUUGCUGGCCAACUGGUGCGCCUCCGUGGGUACUACAGCAUCCUGCGCCAUUUUUCCACGGAACCGUGGCGGGUGAGCCACCUCGGCUUGUCGCCAAACCUAUUUCGCGCGCUUUCCGACCUCAUCGAGGACCUCGACCCCUGCCCAACGCUCACGCAUCUCUCGCUGAGCAUAUUCGACGUCGACACGCGGAGUCUGAAUGUGGUCCUACAGCUAUACCCGCGGCUCGAGGUGCUUUACCUGCAUGGCCUGAAUCUUCCAAUGCAAAUGUCGAUUUGGACAGCACUGUCCUCGGACCUCACUCUGCCGCCGACGCUGCGCUCACUGCUCAUCAAUACGAAGCGCUGGCGGUCCAACCGUGACCUGCCUGGAGACGUAACAGAGGCCGUUGCCCCGCCGACCGGCGCCGACGCGCUUGUGCUGCUGCGUGCAUUUGUCGAGCGCUACCCGCAGCUCCCGCUCCUUUGGAUCCGUGGAUGGGACUUCUUCAUCAUGCGCAACUGCGCGGAGCAGGGGGUUGUGGCCGUAGGCGACGAUGUUGAUGCGGUUAGCGACAAGUACAUCGACUUGUGGAAUCGGCAGGCCGAUUUCAUUUAG
This is a messenger RNA of Mycena indigotica, 1518 nucleotides long. RefSeq lists its product as uncharacterized. The transcript is spliced from 2 exons. NCBI's taxonomy places the organism in Eukaryota, Fungi, Basidiomycota, Agaricomycetes, Agaricales, Mycenaceae. Bases 1 to 1518 code for a protein of 505 amino acids. The record is from RefSeq and is a predicted model, not a curated record.